Molecule: messenger RNA, 3698 nt
Organism: Coffea eugenioides
Lineage: Eukaryota; Viridiplantae; Streptophyta; Magnoliopsida; Gentianales; Rubiaceae
Product: glycine dehydrogenase (decarboxylating), mitochondrial
Exons: 15
Coding region: 192-3350 (1052 amino acids)
Biological process (GO): glycine decarboxylation via glycine cleavage system
Cellular component (GO): mitochondrion; apoplast; chloroplast envelope
Molecular function (GO): glycine binding; pyridoxal phosphate binding; glycine dehydrogenase (decarboxylating) activity
Source: RefSeq, a predicted model, not a curated record
CGCCUCAACUCAACAACCCAUUCCCACCACCCACCUCUUAUUCAGUUAAUGGAACAAUAACAAACAGAGCAAAAAGAGCAGCAAAGCUUUAAAGGGCUUUGUAAAAAUUCAAUCUUUCUUGCAUUUCUCAUCCCCCUUUUCCAAACACUGAGAAGGGUAUCUUCCUUUUCUUUCAUUGCUGCUGAUCAGUAAUGGACCGUGCAAGAAAGCUUGCCAACAGGGCCAUUCUGAAACGGCUGGUUUCACAAGCAAAGCAGCGUAGAGGCAAUGGAGAAGCCAAUGAAUUGUUGUCAGCUCCUUCACCAUUUUAUAGGCCUUCAAGGUUUGUUUCCUCGCUGUCUCCUUGUUCGUUCCAAGGUCAAUAUCAAAGGACUAAUGUCAAUCCGAAAAAGAAUGCAUUUUUGCAUUCUGGGAUUGGCCAAGUUCGAUUUGUUUCUGUUGAGGCACUGAAACCAAGUGAUACAUUUCCACGCCGCCAUAACUCUGCAACCCCUGAAGAACAAAUCAAAAUGGUUGAGAAUUGUGGAUUCCCCAGUCUUGAUUCGCUUAUUGACGCCACUGUGCCUAAAUCUAUCAGGCUUGAUGGUAUGACGUUUAGUAAGUUUGAUGAGGGAUUAACUGAGGCUCAAAUGAUUGAUCACAUGCAAAAGUUAGCAUCUAAGAACAAAGUUUUUAAGUCAUAUAUUGGAAUGGGAUACUAUAAUACCUUUGUUCCGCCUGUUAUUUUGAGGAAUCUCCUGGAAAAUCCUGCUUGGUAUACUCAGUAUACUCCCUAUCAGGCUGAGAUUUCGCAGGGACGUCUUGAAUCCCUGCUGAAUUAUCAGACCAUGAUUGCGGAUCUUACUGGAUUGCCUAUGUCUAAUGCAUCUUUACUAGAUGAAGGAACUGCUGCAGCUGAGGCUAUGGCUAUGUGUAAUAACAUCCAGAAAGGAAAAAAGAAAACUUUUAUCAUUGCUACUAAUUGUCAUCCGCAGACUAUUGAUGUUUGUAAGACUAGGGCUGAAGGUUUUGAUCUCAAACUGGUUGUCUCCGAUAUUAAGGAUAUUGAUUACAAGUCUGGGGAUGUUUGUGGGGUUUUAAUACAGUAUCCUGGCACUGAGGGUGAGGUUGUGGAUUAUGAGGGGUUUGUUAAGAAUGCUCAUGCUAAUGGUGUGAAGGUUGUCAUGGCAUCCGAUCUUUUGGCUUUGACAGUGUUGAAGCCUCCUGGCGAAUUUGAUGCUGAUAUUGUUGUUGGCUCAGCUCAGAGGUUUGGUGUCCCAAUGGGAUAUGGUGGUCCUCAUGCAGCUUUCCUAGCUACGUCCCAAGAGUACAAGAGGAUGAUGCCUGGAAGAAUUAUUGGUGUCAGUGUGGAUUCUUCUGGAAAACCAGCACUAAGAAUGGCUAUGCAGACAAGAGAGCAACACAUCCGCAGGGACAAGGCUACCAGCAACAUUUGUACAGCUCAGGCAUUGCUUGCCAACAUGGCUGCUAUGUAUGCUGUCUAUCAUGGACCUGAAGGGCUAAAAACAAUUGCCCACAGGGUUCAUGGUCUUGCUGCGACAUUUGCUGCUGGACUGAAAAAACUUGGUACAGCAGAGGUGCAGGAUCUACCCUUCUUUGACACAGUGAAGGUAAAGGUUGCGGAUUCACGUGCAAUUGCUGAUCUGGCUUACAAGAAUGAGAUCAAUUUGAGGAUUGUGGACAAGAAUACUAUUACUGUUUCUUUUGAUGAAACAACAACUUUAGAAGAUGUGGACAAACUGUUUCAAGUCUUUUCAGGUGGCAAGCCUGUGGCAUUCACUGCUGCAACUCUUGCACCUGAGGUUCAGAAUAAAAUCCCUGCUGUGCUUUUAAGGGAGAGCCCAUUCUUGACUCAUCCUAUCUUCAACUCGUAUCACACAGAGCAUGAAUUGCUCAGAUACCUUCAUAGGCUACAAUCAAAGGAUCUUUCAUUGUGCCAUAGUAUGAUUCCUUUGGGAUCUUGUACAAUGAAACUGAACGCUACAACAGAAAUGAUGCCAGUGACUUGGCCUAGCUUUGCAAAUAUCCACCCUUUUGCCCCUACUGGACAGGCUGAGGGUUAUCAGGAAAUGUUCAAGGACUUGGGAGAACUUUUGUGCACAAUAACUGGCUUUGACUCUUUCUCAUUGCAACCUAAUGCUGGUGCUUCUGGCGAGUAUGCAGGGUUGAUGGUUAUUCGUGCAUAUCAUCAGUCAAGAGGAGACCAUCACCGAAAUGUAUGCAUCAUACCUGUAUCAGCCCAUGGAACCAACCCUGCAAGUGCUGCAAUGUGUGGCAUGAAAAUUGUUCCCGUUGGAACUGAUUCAAAGGGAAACAUUAACAUUGAAGAGUUACGCAAGGCUGCUGAAGCAAAUAAGGAGAACCUAGCUGCUCUUAUGGUUACAUACCCUUCAACACAUGGUGUUUACGAGGAAGGUAUUGAUGAGAUCUGUAAGAUUAUUCAUGACAACGGUGGUCAAGUUUACAUGGAUGGAGCCAACAUGAAUGCUCAGGUUGGUCUGACCAGUCCAGGUUUUAUUGGUGCUGAUGUGUGCCAUCUGAAUCUUCACAAAACCUUUUGCAUCCCACAUGGUGGAGGUGGUCCUGGCAUGGGUCCAAUUGGUGUGAAGAAACACCUGGCACCAUUUCUGCCAUCACAUCCUGUGGUACCUACUGGAGGUAUACCAGCCCCUGGAAAAAGCCAGCCCCUAGGUUCAAUUUCUGCUGCACCCUGGGGCUCUGCACUCAUUUUGCCAAUUUCAUACACAUAUAUUGCUAUGAUGGGUUCUAAAGGACUUACAGAAGCAUCAAAGAUAGCCAUCUUGAAUGCAAACUACAUGGCAAAGCGUCUUGAGAAUUACUACCCUGUUCUUUUCCGUGGUGUCAAUGGAACAGUUGCCCAUGAGUUCAUUAUUGAUUUGAGGGGCUUUAAGCACACUGCUGGAAUAGAGCCUGAAGAUGUUGCUAAACGUCUUAUGGACUAUGGGUUCCAUGGACCAACAAUGUCGUGGCCAGUUCCAGGCACUCUUAUGGUUGAACCAACUGAAAGCGAAAGCAAGGCAGAGUUAGACAGAUUUUGUGAUGCCCUUAUCUCAAUAAGAGAAGAAAUUGCCCAAAUUGAGAAAGGAAAAUUUGAUUUGCACAACAAUGUUCUCAAGUCUGCUCCCCAUCCACCCUCCCUACUCAUGGCUGAUGUAUGGACAAAACCUUACUCACGGGAAUAUGCUGCCUUCCCAGCUUCUUGGCUGAGGACUGCAAAAUUCUGGCCAACGACAGAACGUGUUGAUAAUGUCUAUGGUGAUCGCAACCUUGUGUGCACCCUUCUUCCAGCAGCACAAGUUGUUGAGGAAGAGAAGGCUGCUACUGCUUAAGCCUUACAAGUGCAGCAAAAAACACAAUGCUCCUCCACAAUCAUGAGAGCAAAUCUCCCUCAUCAUUUUGUAUAUAGACAUCCUUAUCCGUAUCCUUCUCUGUGGCUGCUGACUUUCAUCUUCUACCAUAUUGAUGUGCAGCUGCUGUGAUGACACAGUUGUUUCUAAUUUGAAGCAUUCAGAUGUAAUUACCAACUUUUCUGCUUCCUAUCUCUCUACAUGAUCUUAUUUAUUCAACAGCUACACUAAAAGGCUGCAUUCACAUUCAACCAACAGUGAAAUUUAAUGUCAUGCUCUUUUACAAUGAAGUAAAAAGAUGACAAUCCCCUAUUGGGAAAGGGAUCUAAA